AUGCUUCGCAUCCGAGAAUCCCAUGAUAGUCAGGUCUCCAAAGGCCAUGGAAAUGAGCGAGCUAAACAAACGGUUUCGGACAUCGCUAUCAAUCUCACGGCCUCUGAAGCAGAACAAUUGAAGCCAAGCAUGUGUAGUAAAUUGGUGGCAGUUAUGAUGAAGAACCACGAAGCUGUUUCUUCAGCAACCACUCGAUUGCAUCGCUGGAAUAUCACCUCAAAGCUUCGACUAGCUGAUGUCAUCCGUAACACCUCAACUGUUGACGACUUUCCAACAGAUAUCGAUCUCGGUGGCGGUCAAGUUAGCACAGACAAUCCUUUGGAACAUGGGAAGUUUGUCCUUCUGAUCAAUAACGCAUUGUCAACUCAAUUGCUCCAAGCAGAUCCCAGUAAGGCCGAACCGAUAUCAACUCAACCGCCUUUCCCUCAUCCUACUGGUGCUCAUAACCAGUAUACUCAACAUCCACCUGGAACCUCCUAUCCUCCACCUGGAAACUUGUAUCCACCGAACCACUAUUCUCAACCGAACUACAGUAACUUUUUGUAUCAUCAUCAACCCAACUAUCCUCAUCCGAACUUUCUUAUUCCAAACCCUCCUCCUCAUCCAAAUUGCCCACAACCACCGAAUCAACCUCACUAUCCUAUUCCUAAUUACAUACACCCAAACCAUCCUCCUCCUCCACCUCCCAGCAUGUAUUUGCAUGCUGGAAUGAUGGAGGGUAACCAACCUUCCUUUGAAUCUAGCUAUUGGCGACCACCCAAUUGUUCCCCUGGUCAACAGACUUAUUCGCAAGUUCAACAUCAUUCUGUACCCUAUCCGAAUCACUAUUCCAUCAACACGAACUUGUCACCAGUUGAGAAUUCGACUUCUGGAAACACCAAUCAUACGACUUACACUAGUUCUGAAACUCCUGUCACAUUGUCAUCAACCACUGCCUUGAUCGAACUCGCCAAAGCACCAUCACGCGUCACUGAUGACACAACGUUAAAUCCAUCUGGGUUAUUAGUCAAGGACUUCCGGUUAUAG
Messenger RNA from Melampsora larici-populina 98AG31, 1026 nucleotides. RefSeq lists its product as uncharacterized. The transcript is spliced from 3 exons. The record is from RefSeq and is a predicted model, not a curated record. NCBI's taxonomy places the organism in Eukaryota, Fungi, Basidiomycota, Pucciniomycetes, Pucciniales, Melampsoraceae. The coding region runs from base 1 to 1026 and encodes 341 amino acids.